UUGGCAGGUCCUGGCAUUUCUGGAAAGCCAAGAGCAGGUCUGUGUCCAGUUUCCUCCCCGGCUCCUGCCUGUCAGAGACGUCUGUGCCGGCUUUCUUUCUCCUCUAAGGAGGAGGCAUGCAGUAGCGCGGCUGGGCUUAGUGGAUGGGACGUGACAGGAGCAGCGGCUGAAGCAGGACUUGAAUCAGAAGCUCAGCUAACCGCUGGCACUUGUUCCGUAGUCCCCCAGGUCCUGCAGAGCUGCGCUGAGUUCAUUGAGCAGCACGGCGUGGUGCAGGGGAUCUACCGCCUGUCCGGCGUGGCGUCCAAGAUCCAGAAGCUACGCCACGAAUUUGAGUCUGAGCAGAUUCCGGAGCUAAGCGUCCGUGACGUUCACAGCGUGAGCUCCCUGUGCAAGAUGUACUUCAGGGAGCUCCCGACCCCUCUGCUGACCGAGCAGCUGUAUGGCAAGUUCUCGGAUGCUGUUUGUGCCGCUACAGAUGAGGAGCGGUUGCUCAGAAUGCAGGAGGUCAUCCAG
This is a messenger RNA of Gallus gallus (chicken), 516 nucleotides long. Its product is annotated as rho GTPase-activating protein 33-like. Gene Ontology annotation, molecular function: GTPase activator activity. The annotation marks the transcript as partial. Gene Ontology annotation, biological process: small GTPase-mediated signal transduction. The transcript is spliced from 3 exons. Lineage: Eukaryota; Metazoa; Chordata; Aves; Galliformes; Phasianidae. The record is from RefSeq and is a predicted model, not a curated record.